Misgurnus anguillicaudatus (oriental weatherfish) is the source of this 761-nucleotide messenger RNA. RefSeq names its product peptide YYb (gene pyyb). Lineage: Eukaryota; Metazoa; Chordata; Actinopteri; Cypriniformes; Cobitidae. The record is from RefSeq and is a predicted model, not a curated record. Gene Ontology annotation, molecular function: neuropeptide Y receptor binding; neuropeptide hormone activity. Gene Ontology annotation, cellular component: extracellular region. Gene Ontology annotation, biological process: neuropeptide signaling pathway; feeding behavior.
AUGUUUAGAGGAGGUCAGAUAUGUAAAGUGUUGGAUAUCUUGUGCCAAUGACUCAUUAGAUGUGUGUAAGUCAUGGGUGGGGUCUGAACCUCCCACUGGGGUCUCAGGAGCUAUAAAAGCAUCCCGAUUCAGAGAGAGAAACAGAACUCCAACAGCCAGCAUCAACUCUCUGUGAUCCUUCUGGGACCUGAACAUCUAAUACACAAUGGCAAGUGCAAUGAGAUCCUGGACCGUGCUGGCGGCUCUUGUCAUGUGUGUUAUAGUGUGUCUGAGCAGCCUGGCUGAAGCUUACCCACCCAAACCUGAACCUCCGGCGGGAGACAUGGGUCCAGAGGAGCUGGCCAAAUACCACACAGCACUACGGCACUACAUCAACCUCAUCACACGACAGAGAUAUGGGAAGAGGUCGACUCCUGAGGAUGCUGUGGCCGAGCUGCUGUUUGGUGAUGAUGAACAAGACUUCAGACCCCGUGUUGAAGACAGUCUGGUUUGGUGAUGUCACUCGUCUCUCCUCCUCUUAGCUGGUGCACUGGCUUUCUUCAUCCAUUCAUCUGAGUGAUCAUAAAUGAGUUUACUGAAACCAGAAUGAGCCGAACCCUCUUUACAGAGAGGGCUUUAAAACACCUCAUAAUCUCUCUUGUGCUCUUCUUUCUGUUUCUCUCUCUGUCUCUCUUCAUCUCAUGGUUUAAUUUAUGCUUUGUGAAAGACAAUUGUAAAUAAUUUAUUAUUCUCUGACAAAUUGAAAUUAAAGAAUAAUUGAA